Halichondria panicea is the source of this 3894-nucleotide messenger RNA. RefSeq lists its product as uncharacterized. Gene Ontology annotation, molecular function: GTPase activator activity; protein binding. The coding region runs from base 1 to 3768 and encodes 1255 amino acids. The transcript is spliced from 6 exons. Lineage: Eukaryota; Metazoa; Porifera; Demospongiae; Suberitida; Halichondriidae. The record is from RefSeq and is a predicted model, not a curated record.
AUGGCAAUCUCAAUUGGAACGCUAACAUUACCUGGUCAAUGUAGCAAAGUGAAAAACCUGUAUUUUCAAAACAACAAACCAAGCGGGAACACUCAUGUAGCUUGCUUGACAAUGGCUAUUAAAGCCAACAUUUUUGGUAAUCUCGAAUGGUUGCAACUAUCAAACACCCUCCCUGACAAUGUUGAGGAGAAUGGAAGACUACUCACUGAACUCUUACCAUCAAUUGCCUUUCACUGUCCUCAUCUGAAUGACAUUGAUCUCUCUGAGAACAAUAUCGGUGUACCUGGAGCUGGUGCAAUAGGAGAGAUCUUUGUAAGACUUGCUACUAAUAGGAAGGAUUUGGAGCUGAACUUAAGUGAGACUAAUCUCAAUAGCGAAGCAGCAAAAGAAUUUUCUGAUAAAGUAUUGGCUUCUUUAGAGGAUGUUUCAAACCCACUCUCCUGUGAACUUGAUUUACGUGUUGAUAACAAUCCACUUGGACACAGCGGUUUGUUAGCCAUCUUUAGAAUGCUCUCUAACCAAAACUGUCCAGUAACAAGACUUGACCUAGACCACACACAUACAGUCAACCAGGGCCUAUUAUCGGCAACUCAUUUUGAAACUCUAACAUUUCCUGGUCAAUGUAGCAAAUUGAAAAGGUUGUCAUUUCAAAACAACAAACCAAGCGGGGACACUCAUGUAGCUUGCUUGACAAUGGCUAUUAAAGCCAACAUUUUUGGUAAUCUUGAGAGGAUGCAACUAUCAAAUACCCUCCCUGACAAUGUUGAGGAGAAUGGAAGACUACUCACUGAACUCUUACCAUCAAUUGCCUCUCACUGUCCUCAUCUGAAUGACAUUGAUCUCUCUGAGAACAAUAUCGGUGUACCUGGAGCUGGUGCAAUAGGAGAGAUCUUUGUAAGACUUGCUACUAAUAGGAAGGAUUUGGAGCUGAAAUUAUUAAUAAGUGAGACUAAUCUCAAUAGCGAAGCAGCAAAAGAAUUUUCUGAUAAAGUAUUGGCUUCUUUAGAGGAUGUUUCAAACCCACUCUCCUGUGAAAUCAAUUUGCGUGUUGAUAACAACCCACUUGGACACAGCGGCUUGUUAGCCAUCUUUAGAAUGCUCUCUAACGAAAACUGUCCAGUAACAAGACUUGAUCUAGACGACACACAUGCAGUCAAACAGGGCCAAAUAACGGCAAUCUCAAUUGGAACGCUAACAUUACCUGGUCAAUGUAGCAAAGUGAAAAACCUGUAUUUUCAAAACAACAAACCAAGCGGGAACACUCAUGUAGCUUGCUUGACAAUGGCUAUUAAAGCCAACAUUUUUGGUAAUCUCGAAUGGUUGCAACUAUCAAACACCCUCCCUGGCAAUGUUGAGGAGAAUGGAAGACUACUCACUGAACUCUUACCAUCAAUUGCCUCUCACUGUCCUCAUCUGAAUGACAUUGAUCUCUCUGAGAACAAUAUCGGUGUACCUGGAGCUGGUGCAAUAGGAGAGAUCUUUGUAAGACUUGCUACUAAUAGGAAGGAGUUGGAGCUGAACUUAAGUGAGACUAAUCUCGACAGUGAAGCAGCGAAAGUAUUUUCUGACAAAGUGUUAGCUUCUUUAGAGGAUGUUUCAAACCCACUUUCCUGUGAAAUUGAUUUGCAUGUUGAUAACAACCCACUUGGACACAGCGGCUUGUUAGCCAUCUUUAGAAUGCUCUCUAACGAAAACUGUCCAGUAACAAGACUUGAUCUAGACCACACACAUGCAGUCAAUCAAGGUCAAAUAAAGGCAACUUAUUUUGGUCAAUUUAACAAAUUGAAAAAGCUGUCAUUUCAAAACAACAAACCAAGCGGGGACACUCAUGUUGCUUGCUUGACAAUCGCUAUUAAAGCCAACAUUUUUGGUAAUCUUGAGAGGAUGCAACUAUCAAAUACCCUCCCUGACAAUGUUGAGGAGAAUGGAAGACUACUAACUGAACUCUUACCAUCAAUUGCCUCUCACUGUCCUCAUCUGGAGGACCUUGAUCUUUCUGAGAACAAUAUCGGUGUACCUGGAGCUGGUGCAAUAGGAAAGGCGUUUGUAAGACUUGCUACUAAUAGGAAGGAGUUGGAGUUGAACUUAAGUGAGACUAAUCUCGACAGUGAAGCAGCGAAAGAACUUUCUGAUAAAGUAUUGGCUUCUUUUGAGGAUGUUUCAAACCCACUCUCCUGUAAAAUUAAGUUGUGUGUUGAUAACAAUCCACUUGGACACAGUGGUUUGUCAGCCAUCUUUAGAAUGCUCUCUAGCGAAAACUGUCCAAUAACAAGACUUCACCUGGAAUCAACCCUUCACACUUCCAUUACUGACCUCUGUUUGAACAAUCCUGUUUUAAAUUCAGAAUCUCUUAACAGCAAUACAAUAAGUAUCGGUCUUUGGCGAAAUUUGCUUCAUGGCAAGAACAUUUUCAUACUAGCUGAAUGUAUUCAGUGCUGUCCAUCACUGGAGAAGCUGGAUUGUGAUCAGUGUCAGGUUACUUCAAAUGAUGUAUUUACAUUAUUUUCAUACCUUAAAUCUCACGAUAUUCAACGAAAGUGUUUAAAAUGUUUGGACCUUCAAAACAACAGCAUUGGUGAUGACGCAGUGACUGCCCUUAUUACUUAUUUGCCUUCUGUGUUUCCAUGUAUUGAAGAUAUUGAUCUAGAUGACAAUCUCGUGAGUACGGAGGGAUUGAAAAGACUUGAAGAGUUUUUGCAGGAGAGAAACACGUCUGAAGAUGAAGAAUUUGAUUACACUAGUUCUGAAUCAAUACCAGAUGAUGCAAGUGACUCUCUACCAGAAUACAGUAAUACUGAUUCAGAAGAUUCUACCAGUGAUGAUACGGACUUCAAAUCUACUGCUGAAGAUCUGAAUGAACUACAAGAGGAUAUGUCACCUACAGCUAGUCAGGAUUCCACAGCUACUGAAACUUCUGACAAACUAAUCAGCCAAAAACAACAGCUACAAAGUUUGCCUAUUGAGAGAGACAUUGAAGUCACUAACGAGCAGCUUGACACAACAGUAGAAGAAACACACCUCUCUGAAAUGUUGUCACAAUCUGACAGCACCCAUGACGGCUAUCUGGAGUCAGGCCUCUCAUCUGGACAGCAAAGUGACGUCACAAUAAACACCCUAAGAGAAGUACCUACCAGUCUAACCGUUGAAACACUAAAGAGAGAAAGUAAUAUCACUGACGAGCAGCUUGACACAAGAAUAGAAGAAAUAGACCUUCCCAAAUUAUCGUCAUAUUUCGACAACACUAAUGACUAUGUUGAAAUGCUGAGGCUCUCACCUGGACAGCAAACUGAUGUCAUUGAAGAGAAGGCUAGAACAGCCAUGAAUCGAACACAAGCUGGAAUAAAGUUGGCUCUGAAAUAUUGGCUGGACAGAGUUGUUGCAGAGGGCACCUUCAGAGCUCUGCUACUCAUCCUAAUCUCCCUGGACAAAGGAGACGUUGCUAUCAAGGUGGCACAGUACUUGUCAGCCAAAGGUAACGCUGGCUACAGUGUGCUGGUGAGCUGCAGUGAGAAGAUAGUCCAGUCACUCUCUGAGGAUCCAAAGGGUUUGGCCCUCCACCUCCUGUCAGCUGGGCUCAUCACUGUGUCUAUUCUUGAGAAAACCAACGAGUUAAAUGAGACCAAGAGAGAGAAGGCCACCAGAUUGUACACUGCCCUGCUGGGUGUGGUCAAACACCACCCCCACAAGUACCACGAGUUUGUCUCCACUCUCAGACUCAACCCACUACACACUGACUUGGUCACACAAUUAGAUAGCAAGUAUAUGUAGUUUGUCAUGCACGUACGCUUUGUUGACGAAAGUGGUAGACUAUUUUUAUUAGAGCAUGUAGAUAUAAAAUUAUGUAGAUAUGAUAUAUGUAUGUAUGAUUUAUAUAGUUUGUCUUUUUGAUCUGCA